Molecule: messenger RNA, 666 nt
Organism: Fraxinus pennsylvanica
Lineage: Eukaryota; Viridiplantae; Streptophyta; Magnoliopsida; Lamiales; Oleaceae
Source: the annotation of a GenBank genome assembly
AUGAUGGUACCUCGAGCAUUCAUUUUGUUAUGCUUGAUUUUUCUCCGAUACCUUCCAGUGUUAAUAUCAGCUGCCACCAUUACUCUUGAUUCCAUUGAGAUAUAUAAAACCCAUGAAUGGUUACCAUACAAACCUACAGUUUACUUUCUAUGUAAAGGGGAGAACAAAACUACUUUACCUGAUGUGAAGGAAAAGCAUGUCUUGUAUACCUUCAAAGGUGAAGAGUCUUGGCAGCCCCUAACAGAACUGCCAGAUAAGAAAUGCAAGCGCUGUGGGUUUUAUGAGCAAGACACCAUUAAGUCAGAUGAUGUAUUUGAUGAGUGGGAAUUCUGCGCAUCUGAUUUUACAAAGUCUGAUGGGAAAUAUAUUCAUUUGAAAGACAAAGAACUUAAUGCAACAUUUUUGUGUCCAGAAUGUGUACCUUUUGGAAAUGCUACAGACCAUUCCUCUACCUCCAAAAACAACUCAGAUGGAAUGCAUUGGGCUCUAAUUGUGCUUAUUAGUGCUGUAGUUUCAACAGUCUUCAUUGCUGGUUUGGUAACUGCAUUCAAGUAUUGGCAGAAAAGGAAGAGGCAACAAGAGCAGGCACGAUUCCUGAAACUGUUUGAAGAAGGUGAUGACAUUGAGGACGAAUUCGGCAUUGGCCCUCUUGAUGGUGUAGUUUGA